AUGUCUGUGUUAGCAGAAAUGAGUUCCUCAGAGAUGUUAGAGAAGAAGAAACUUCAUCAGAUGGUUGAUACUAAAUCUCCCUCCACAUUUAAGCGCCUAAAAGUUGAUGCUACCCGCAAUUUCCCUGAAAAUUGUGGUUCAUUUGUUUGUCAAAACAAUGGAAGCAAAGAGAUCUACCCGGAAUUUCCAUCCAAUACCAAGCGUGUAAAAGUCAACUCUACGAGGAGUUUUCCGGAGAAUUGUGGCCCCUGUGUUCCUAAAAAGAAGAAUGGAAGUGAUACUCAAUGCUCUGUUGAUUCUGAGAUCAAAAGUUGUUCUGAAGUUGAUAUGAAUGUGGUUGAGUCAGCUGAGCCUUUAAGUGCUUUUGUGCCAGUAGAGGCUGGUGAUUCAAGUCAUCAGAAUACCUCAUGUCAACCUAUUAAUGGAAAUCAGCCUUUGAAGAUGAAAGAAGAAAAUCUUAUGUAUGAUGAAUCUACUCAACAUCGUGAAGUCCAAAAGCCGUCAACUGAUACAAGAAAUACAUGUGAUUGGUUUAUAAAAGACGAGCCUAUUGAAAAUGAACCAGAAUUGCCUGCUAUUGUUUCACAAGAAAAUCUAAUUCAAGGUCGAAAUGAACCUAGUAAGGAAACAAGCAAGAGAGUUCAUUUCGAAGAAGUUCCUGACAAUGAAUCCAGGAGUCGGGUAGACUAUGUUGAAAUUUGCAUUUUAUCCUGCUCCGAGUCGAACUCACUAAAAUCAGGUCUCAAGACCCCAAGUGCCGGUAAGAAAGGGGGCAAGGGUGAUAUCGUGCAGGAAGAAGCAGUUAGGUGUCCAGAACCCCUACACAAGUGCAAGGUUAUUUAUGAAGAUGAAUCUAUGGUCAUGAAGAAGCAAAUAGAUCUCGGAGUAUCUCAAGAAGAUUUAAGAAAUUCUGUUGUCAUGUGUGAUGUUUCAGGUAAUGGAUUGUUGACUGAACAUGAACAUAUUCAGAAAGUGAAAGAAGUUAGAGAGACUCUGAAACUUUUUGAUGACGAAUAUACUAAACUUUUGCUAGAAGAUAGAGCAGAAAAACAUGAAGGACGGUCCAAAAGAAGUAUCCAUAUAGAGGCAGCAAUGGCUUUGAAAAAACAGAAAAAGUGGGUAAAUUGUGAGUGGACUUUUGGACAUGUUCCUGGUGUGCAAAUUGGGGAUCAAUUCAGGUUCAGGGCGGAACUUGUUAUGAUCGGACUACAUCACCAAUUUAUUAAGGGUAUCAAUUAUGUGACUAUUGACAGAAAAGAUGUUGCAUCUAGCAUUGUUGAUUCUGGUCGGUAUGACAAUGAGGCCAUAUCUUCUGAAACAUUUAUUUAUGUAGGUCAAGGCGGGAAUCCAAAAGUAUCUGUUAAUGCAAGAGUGGAAGAUCAAAAGCUUGAAGGGGGUAAUCUUGCCUUGAAGAACUCCAUGGACUUGGGAUAUCCGGUGAGGGUUAUUUGUGGUCGACAAAGAGUGAAUGGUGAAAAGAGUGAUAUAAGAUACAUUUACGAUGGGCUCUACACCGUGACUAAGUGUUGGGAAGAAAGAGCCCCAACUGGAAAAUACAUUUUCAAGUUUGAAUUGAAAAGAAAUCUUGGCCAACCAAAACUUGCUUGUGAACUAAUGUCACGGCCAGCAAAGUUAGUCAAGGUAAAUCAAUUUCGUGUCAACAAGGCAAAAAAUUCUAUUUUGCAGUCGGAGUUUGUUGUGGACUAUGAUGUCUCCCAAGGAAAAGAGAAGAUACCAAUCCCUGUUGUCAAUGCAAUAGAUGAUGAGAGACCCUCACUGUUCACUUACAUUACCAACAUGCAAUAUCCAGAUUGGUACUAUAUCUCUAGGCCUCAAGGUUGCAAUUGUACAAGUGGAUGCUUGGAUUCCGAGCAAUGCUCUUGUGCUUCUAGGAAUGGAGGUGAAAUUCCAUUCAACACAAGAGGCUCUAUUGUUAGAGCACAACCUCUUGUUUAUGAGUGUGGUCCAUCUUGCAAAUGUCCCCCUUCUUGCAAAAAUAGAGUUAGCCAACAUGGUCCUCGAUACCAUUUGGAGGUUUUCAAGACCGAAUCGAGAGGAUGGGGUUUGAGGUCACGAGAUCAUGUCACAUGCGGUAGGUUUAUAUGUGAAUAUGUUGGGGAAUUGCUUGAUGAAAAGGAAGCUGAAAAUAGAAUAGGCCAUGAUGAGUACUUAUUUGAUAUUGGCAAUUAUGAUGAAGAAAUCCCCAAAAGGAAUGUUGCGCGUAAUAAUAACCUCAAAGUUGAGUCAAAUUCUUUGAUGAGGAAAGAUGAAGAUGGCCUUACCCUUGAUGCGUUAAGAUAUGGAAAUGUUGGAAGAUUUAUCAACCAUAGUUGUUCACCAAACCUUUAUGCUCAAAAUGUCAUGUAUUACCAUGGUGAUAAGAGAGUACCUCACAUAAUGUUUUUCGCUUAUGAGAGUAUUGCUCCAUUAGAGGAGCUUACUUAUCACUACAACUACCAUGUUGACCAUGUUUCUGAUAAAAAUGGCGAUAUGAAGAGAAAGAAUUGUAGAUGUGGCUCUCGGAAGUGCGAGGGGAGAAUGUACUGAAGAAC
This is a messenger RNA of Solanum verrucosum, 2552 nucleotides long. RefSeq names its product histone-lysine N-methyltransferase, H3 lysine-9 specific SUVH6-like. Bases 1 to 2547 code for a protein of 848 amino acids. NCBI's taxonomy places the organism in Eukaryota, Viridiplantae, Streptophyta, Magnoliopsida, Solanales, Solanaceae. Gene Ontology annotation, cellular component: nucleus. The transcript has a single exon. The record is from RefSeq and is a predicted model, not a curated record. Gene Ontology annotation, molecular function: protein binding; histone methyltransferase activity; zinc ion binding.